GUGCUGUGCAGCAGAGCCAGGUUGGUUUCCUACCUGCCAGGAUUCCCCUCCUUGCUCAGCAGGGUUGGAAAUUCCAGAACUUUCUCCACUGCCGGAUCCUCGGGCUCCGAUGAGCCCCUCGUGGCUGCUGCGCCCCCGGAGCUCUCCCCCAGGACGGGUUCUGAUGCUCCCCAGAAGCAGCAGAUCAAUAAUGCUGAAAGCUACUUUGAAAAUGCCAAGGUGGAAUGUGCAGUGCAAGCCUGUCCUGAGCUGCUGAGAAAAGACCUGCAGGCGCUGUUCCCCGAGGCGCAGCCCCAGCGCCUGACGGUGCUGACGGUGACCCAGAGGAGCCAGCACGACAUGAGCGUGUGGAGCCACGAGGUGGAGCAGGAGAGGGAGGCGCUGCUGGAGAACGUCAGUGCAGCACCAAAGCCCAAUGCCCGUCCUGUACAUCCCUUUUUUGGGCCUUACAGCAACAACCCCCUGCUGGAGACGGACGAGCGCUACCGGCACUUGGGCUUUGCUGUGGAUGACCUGGGCUGCUGCAAAGUGAUCAGGCACCACCUGUGGGGCACCCACGUGCUGGUGGGCACCAUCUUCACCAACGCUGAGCCCGACAGCCCCAUCAUGAGGAAACUCAGUGGCCACUGAGCCCUCCCUGCUGCCAUCCUGCCCUUCUCGGUGUCACCAGGCCUUCCUCGCUCUGGGUGUUCUUAGAGAAUAAAAGUAGCUGGGAUUUAA
Molecule: messenger RNA, 720 nt
Organism: Zonotrichia albicollis (white-throated sparrow)
Lineage: Eukaryota; Metazoa; Chordata; Aves; Passeriformes; Passerellidae
Source: RefSeq, a predicted model, not a curated record